UUACACUCGGGUCGAUGCGAAUGCAGCGAAUGGUUGUCUCCGUCUCCGGCUGUUGGGCUUCAGCAUGCCGAGCGCCUCUCUAAGAGAGCCUGUUCCCGAGUCAGCCGCACUCGUGACGGUCUUCGUCGAGGCGCACGUCGGUGCGACGAAGUCCGACGUGCCGAAGAGCGCUACAAAGCCCGCCUCAUUCAUCGUAGCAGCUGACAUAAACAAAGGAGAGCACGCGGGCCCAAUGCGAAGACAGAAUGUCAUGUUUUGUCUUCCACUCACAUUGCGCGAGCAGAGCCAGCAGAUGGACAGCUACGGUAACCAUCUUCACGACUUUGGCACAUGAGUGAAUCAUUGUGCUGUCGACGUGCAU
This is a messenger RNA of Vitrella brassicaformis, 361 nucleotides long. The record is from the annotation of a GenBank genome assembly. NCBI's taxonomy places the organism in Eukaryota, Vitrellaceae.